Theobroma umbraticum is the source of this 768-nucleotide messenger RNA. RefSeq lists its product as uncharacterized. Gene Ontology annotation, molecular function: sequence-specific DNA binding; zinc ion binding. NCBI's taxonomy places the organism in Eukaryota, Viridiplantae, Streptophyta, Magnoliopsida, Malvales, Malvaceae. Gene Ontology annotation, biological process: regulation of DNA-templated transcription. The record is from RefSeq and is a predicted model, not a curated record.
AUGGAUAAUUCUCAUCAGUGGUUCAAUCAGGCAGAUAGAAUGACUGGCUACAACAACAACAACAAUGUAAGCAAUAGGGUUGAUCUGACCCUCAAGUUGGGAUUGCCUGAUUGUGAUCUUCAAAAUCCACUCGUCUACCAGAUGGGGCAGUAUGCUAAUCCUACUUCCAUCACCCCUAAUCAUCUUGCCAAUCUUAGCUAUGCUGGCCCCAACACUCAGGGCAUGAAUCAAUUGGAAAUGGCUAAUCAAGAAGCAAUGGCUCAAGGUCAACAAGGCUUUAAUGCCAGCCAAUCUGCAUGGCCAUCUGAUCAAAUUGCUAGCAAUGUCCAUAGCAUGAACUGUGCAAAUGCUUUUAAAGAAAUUUGUGGCCCUUCUAUGGGAUUUCCUGCUAAUGGCACCAACACCUACAACAACUUUGCCCCUACUCAUCAUCAUCAGCUGCUUCCAGGCUCGGUGCCUACCAACAACUACACACUGCUUGAUGUCCCUCCUAGGAGAACAGCUGAUCAACGUGAGGUCGGAAACUCCUCCACCUCCGGUUUGGGCAAAAGGGGCCAACGACGUCAACGUGGUGGCAACUACAAUGACCCUAACAAACGAUGUAGUAACUACAACUGCAACACCAACGAUACUCCUAUGUGGCGCAAAGGUCCCCUAGGCCCCAAGACAUUGUGCAAUGCCUGUGGCAUUAAGUACAGAAAAGAAGAGGAGAAAAGAAAAGCAAAAGAAGCGAGAAGCAAGGGCCAACAGUCCAACCAUAAUGGAUGA